AUGCUUUAUACACAAUUUGCUUGCCUUAAACUACUUGGCAUUAUAUUACUUUUGACUUCGAAAGUAUAUGCUGUUUCUGUGAACCCUUUACCUGCUCCAAGGAAAAUAAAUUGGGGUGGUGACAUUAAUAGUCCCAUUCACAUAAAUCCGCAGUUAAGUUUAAAGCUCACAAAUCGAAAAGAUUCACAUGGAAGUCAAGUGAUAUUAUUUCAGGAAGCCUUUCAAAGAAUGGUAAAGACCAUAAAGAACUUGAAAUGGUCUCCAGUCUUUGUGGAGAAACCUAUUUCUAGUUUUGAGCCCUACCCAACUACAUCUUCAGUUCUUAAGUCAAAAAGAGGUGCCAACCUUGCAGUUAGUAAGGUUAUCGCAACGAUUGAUGAUUUAGAUGCAGAAUUUCAAUUAGGCGUAAAUGAAACAUACCUGUUAGAGAUAUCUAGGAGUAGUGAUGGAAUUCAAAUCAGUGCUGGCACUAUUUGGGGUGCGCUUCAUGCACUUCUGACUCUUCAGCAACUCAUUAUUUAUGAAAAUGGAGCGUAUAUUGUCGAGGAUUCAGUUGAAGUUUGGGACGAGCCAUUGUAUCAACACAGGGGAGUAAUGAUCGACUCUGGUCGUAAUUUCCUCUCCAUAAGCUCGAUUUGUGAUCAAAUUGAUAUAAUGUCUUUAUCGAAGCUUAAUGUGUUACAUUGGCACUUGGCAGAUUCCCAAUCCUGGCCAAUUGAAAUACUUUCCUAUCCUGUAAUGAUAAAAGAUGCUUACUCACCUAAGGAAGUAUAUACUCAAGAAGAUAUAAAGUAUGUUGUUAACUAUGCUAAGAAUCGAGGCGUUCGUGUUAUCCCUGAAAUUGAUAUGCCCGGCCACUCUCGAGCAGGUUGGCGGAAAGUCGAUCCAAAUAUAGUUUCAUGUGCAAACAGUUGGUGGUCCAAUGAUGUGUGGUCUGAACAUACUGCUGUUGAACCUCCUCCAGGACAACUUGAUAUUUUAUACAAUAAAACGUAUGACAUUGUGAAAAACGUCUAUGAUGAGCUUAGCUCUUUAUUUGGAGAUAAUAUCUUUCAUGUUGGCGCAGAUGAGUUGCAAAGCAAUUGUUACAAGUUUUCAAGUUCUAUUCAAAAUUGGCUCGAUGAAGAUUCUUCCCGCACUAUUAAAGAUGUAACUCAACUUUGGGUGGAUAAAAGUCUUCCUAUCUUCAAUAAUACCAAAAAUAGAAGAUUGAUGAUGUGGGAAGAUAUAAUAUUGACAGCUGAAGGAGCCUUCAGUUUACCUAAGGAUGUAAUUUUGCAAUCAUGGAACAAUGAUCUAGUGAAUAUUAAAAAUCUAACGUCUCGAGGAUAUGAUGUCGUUGUCUCUUCGAGUACUCACUUUUAUCUUGACUGUGGAUACGGUGGUUUUGUCACUAAUGAUCCGCGUUAUGUUGACUCCUCAUCAAAUGACGACUUCAAUGAAGGAUUAGGAGGGUCAUGGUGCGCUCCGUACAAAACAUGGCAGCGUAUCUAUUCUUAUGAUUUUACUGCAAAUCUAACAGAGGAGGAAAAGUCGCAUGUAAUUGGUGCUGAAGUUGCCUUGUGGUCUGAACAGGUUGACUCAACGGUUUUGACUAUUAAAACAUGGCCACGCCUGGCAGCUUUUGCAGAAAUGAUGUGGAGUGGUAAUACAAAUUCCGAUGGAUAUUUGAGAACCAAUGAUCUCACUCAACGGAUACUUAAUUACAGGGAAUAUAUAGUAUCCUUGGGAUACGCAGCUAGUCCCCUUGUUCCUAAGUUUUGUGGUCAAAAUCCACACGCUUGUGAUCUUUACAAGAACCAAACAAUAAUGGACAUGUAUGGACAGCAGUAA
Molecule: messenger RNA, 1833 nt
Organism: Priceomyces carsonii
Lineage: Eukaryota; Fungi; Ascomycota; Pichiomycetes; Serinales; Debaryomycetaceae
Product: beta-N-acetylhexosaminidase
Exons: 1
Coding region: 1-1833 (610 amino acids)
Biological process (GO): glycosaminoglycan metabolic process; carbohydrate metabolic process
Cellular component (GO): membrane
Molecular function (GO): beta-N-acetylglucosaminidase activity
Source: RefSeq, a predicted model, not a curated record